AGCCUUCAUUGUAGUUGUUUAGACUGUCACAGAAAAUGCAUAUUAUCAGUCUCGGGGAUUAUUUGUGGCUAACGCAGCUACCUAAAUAAAAGCUCUUCUGUUGUCUCCUAUGGGUUGCGGAUGUUUGGAAAGUAACUUUACAAGAAUAAAUGCCUCAGUCAGCGGCUAUCAUCAGUGGGAUCCAGAGGGUGGAUCUGUAUGAAACCAGAGCUAGGUAUUUUUUGGUGGGGAGCAAUCAGGCACAGACCAAACACAGAGUCCUGAAGAUUGACCGCACAGAACCCAAGGACCUGGUCAUAAUUGACGAUAAGCAUGUGUACAACCAGCAAGAGGUUUGGGAGUUGCUGGGCCGCUUGGACCUGGGCAACCGCACCAAAAUUGGCCAAAAGGGUUCGUCGGGCCUGUCCAGGGCUGUGUCAGCCUUUGGCAUCGUGGGGUUUGUACGUUUCCUGGAGGGGUACUACAUUGUGUUGAUCACCAAACGCAGAAAGAUGGCUGACAUCGGUGGCCACGCCAUCUACAAAAUUGAAGACACCAGCAUGAUCUACAUCCCCAAUGACUCGGUCAGGGUUACACACCCCGAUGAAGCAAGGUAUGUGCGGAUCUUUCAGAAUGUGGACCUCUCCAGCAACUUCUACUUCAGUUACAGCUAUGACCUGAGUCACUCGCUGCAGUACAACCUGACUUUACUGCAGAGGCCGUAUGACCUGUGGUUUUCAGCAGCUUCUUCCACUGAGGAAGAGGUACAUACGCAGACCAAACAGGAUUGCUUUGACAUCUUUGAAGAUGAGGGUUUGCCCACCCAAGUGGUUUAUGGCCUCCAGAACGAGCCGUACUAUAAAUACGUGUGGAAUGGGAAACUGCUGGAACGGGUCAAGGACACAGUACACCAUGACUGGCUCAUGUACAUAAUCCACGGCUUUUGUGGCCAGUCUAAGCUUCUGAUUUAUGGCCGACCUGUUCACAUCACUCUCAUUGCCAGACGCUCCAGCAAAUUUGCCGGGACACGCUUCCUUAAAAGAGGAGCCAACUGCGAGGGGGAUGUGGCUAAUGAGGUGGAGACGGAGCAGAUCGUCCAUGACGCUUCUGUUAUGUCUUUUACGGCAGGAAGUUUCUCCUCAUACGUCCAAGUGCGAGGGUCAGUCCCACUCUACUGGUCUCAGGACAUUUCCACCAUGAUGCCAAAACCCCCCAUACGAUUGGACCAAGCGGACCCGUAUGCCCAUGUAGCUGCCCUACAUUUUGACCAGAUGCUGCAGCGGUUUGGCUCUCCUAUCAUCAUCCUCAACCUGGUUAAGAAACGGGAAAAGAGGAAACAUGAGAAGAUUUUGAGUGAAGAGCUCUACCCAGCUGUGAUCAACCUAAAUCAGUUCCUGCCUCCAGAUCACUGCAUUGACUACAUCGCCUGGGACAUGGCCCGCUACACCAAGAGCAAGUUGUGCAACGUUCUGGACCGUCUGAGUAUGAUAGCGGAGAACGUGGUCAAGAGGACAGGUUUCUUUAUUAAUCGAUCUGACUUUUACUGUCACACCCUCAGACCAGAUGACAGGUGGGGAGAUGUGGGUGGAUCCAUCACAGCCAGUGGAAGACUGCAGACUGGUGUGUUGCGGACCAACUGUGUGGAUUGUCUGGACCGGACCAAUACCGCCCAGUUCAUGGUGGGGAAGUGUGCACUGGCCUAUCAGCUUUAUGCACUCGGAAUGAUUGACAAGCCCAAGCUGCAGUUUGAUACUGACUGUGUGAGGUAAUGUGAGGAGCGGAAUGAGGCCCAGGGAGACUCUCUUUCGCUGCAGUACGGCGGCUCCCAGCUGGUCCACAGGGUCAAGACCUACCGGAAGAUCGCCCCGUGGACUCAGCACUCCAAAGACAUCAUGCAGACGCUGUCGCGCUACUACAGCAAUGCUUUCUCAGAUGCAGACAGACAAGAUGCCAUCAACCUGUUCCUCCAAGUCUACGAGCCAUCAGAGUCCAAGCCGCACCUGUGGGAGCUGCCCACUGACUUCUACCUGCAUCAGAGGAGCACCAUGGCCCUCCCCCAAGACAGACGCAGCUACACGCUGUGGUGGUCAGAAGGAAUCCUGUCCUCCCUUCCUGUGGCCUUUGAUGAAGUCCCCUCUCAGGACACGAUGAAGAAGGUCAAAGUGAAGAGAGCGAACCGCUUUGAUGAGAGUAUUGAUAUCUACACAGAAUUCUUUAAACCAUAUGAGCUCACUUGCUUUGAUGACACAUUCUGCAUUGCCAUGGCCAAUUCUACAAGGGAAUUUGUGCCCAAGACAGUCGGACUGGAUCCAAGCCCAUUUACAGUUCGCAAGCCAGAGGAAACAGGAAAAUCAGUGCUGAGCAGCAAGAGUAGUAAGGAGGAGACGCUGCUCCAGAGGAAGACUGCAGCCAGCGCACCUCCUCCCCCGAGUGAGGAGGCCAUCUCCAGCACAUCAGAGGACGACUCCGAGGAGGACCGCGACGAUGAUGGAUCCGUGUCCCAGCGCUCCACCCCAGUCAAACUGUUAACAGAGUCUGGAGAGAGCUGUCGCACACAGGAGGAGAUCCAGCAGCAGCAGAUAGUUAAGGAGCCCUACGGACUCAAUCUGGCUAAAUUUCCUGCAGAAAAAGACCUACUCAUUUAUGAAAGGUUUGUGCAUCUAGGCGAGAACCAGCACAAAGUGGAGAGAACUGAACACAUAGAUCUGGAAAACAUCAUCUGCUUAAAACCUGUGUCCUGCUUCCCAGAGGACAGCAUCUACGCCGUGUCUCCUCCGCAGGUCGAUAGAGACAGCCGCGAUGUGUUUGAGAGCCAUGUGAUGACAGGGCAGGGCCAGGUGAGGGCGCUGUGCAGGGACGACAUGUUGAUGUACAGGGAGUAUGUCAAGAACAGGUACAUGUGACACAGUCGACAUGGACUGGAUCUUUUAUUUUUAUUUUUUAUUCAUUCAGAUAUGCCUCUACAUGCUGUUUAUUUGUUCUUUGUCUUAUUUUAAUUGCAACUCUUUUAGGAAAGUUUAACUAUAUGGACAUAACAAACAUGUAAACUGAUGUAUAGUAAAUAGUUUUGACUCCUGAAUAGUUUGAAUCUUAAUUGUUGGGACCAUUAGUGUAAUGGUCGGCCCAAAGACUGGAAUCUGUCUCUUAUGCUUGGAGCUGUGAUUUUCUUUCACUGUGCGCUUUAAUAAAAGUUGAAUGUUUUUUUUUCAUCUGCGGA
Messenger RNA from Monopterus albus (swamp eel), 3196 nucleotides. It is a transcript of the gene fig4a, whose product is annotated as FIG4 phosphoinositide 5-phosphatase a. Gene Ontology annotation, molecular function: phosphatidylinositol-3,5-bisphosphate 5-phosphatase activity. The record is from RefSeq and is a predicted model, not a curated record. The transcript is spliced from 24 exons. Gene Ontology annotation, cellular component: intracellular membrane-bounded organelle. Gene Ontology annotation, biological process: phosphatidylinositol dephosphorylation. Lineage: Eukaryota; Metazoa; Chordata; Actinopteri; Synbranchiformes; Synbranchidae.